AAUCAUCUCAUCUAUAAAUUAUCACGAAGCCCCCUGGCCCUGCUAUCACCUUACCCAGUUACAAAAUUCUGACACGACAGGAAAGUGCAAUGUAAAUUAGUUCUGACGAUGGAGGAAGUAGAAGUUGCCAAGAGAAGAUGCAAAAGUGUGAUAGAUCAAAUUGAAAGGCUACCUUCAUCAACAAAUAUAACCCGUUCAUCCAAGCAAACCCUCUUCAAAUUGGCACUCUCUGAAUUCAACUUUCUCUCUCGCUCUUCCAUCGCCCAUCCCCUUAGUGUCAACAUUGGUCACCUUGAGGCUGUGCUUUUUGUGCUUCAACACCCUUUUAUAAGUGGGGUUUCGCGUGUUUGCAAGCCAAUAAAAAAUGGGUUUAAAUCUGUUCAUGUUGAUGUGGUUUGCACUUUUCAAAAAAACCCAGUUUGGAUACUUGUUUCCGAUAGAAAUCCCAAGUAUGUUUCUUGGAAUGAAUGUCGUAAGAGUAAGGGUUUGAAGUCGAGAGUUGAGGAAGUCUUGGCUGCAGCCAGGUCUUGUGAGACUUUGAGACCUAGAAAGGUUAUUCUUUUCUUCAGUCAUGGAGUUGGGGAGUCUGUUCGUGGUCGUCUUGAAGAUGAAUUUGGGGCUUUGGAGAUUAGUUUGUCUGAGUUUGAUUCUUGUGACGAAGUAGAAGAUGGGUGGGUGAAUGUGCCUUCGAGAUCAUUUCGUGAGGCAUGUGUUCUGGAAAUAAGUCUUGAUUUUAGUGGGAAUAAUGCUUCAAGUUUAGAAUGUGUUGUCAAAGAUGUAACUUUCGCAGCUGAAGGGUCUAAUGUCCGAGGAGAGAAUGCAAGUGUCAAUUUUGGUGGUAGUUUUGGUUCUAUUGUAUCACAAAUGAAAUUAUAUUCUAUGGGUGAACCAGAUCAUUUGCAAAGUGAUGGCAAUCUUGUAAACUUUGAUACGACAGCUUUGAUUGCUCUUGUAUCAGGAAUUAGUAAUGGUUGUGCAGAGAAACUUUUGGCUACGUCAGAGAUUGAACUGAGGCAGCGGUUUAAGGGCAAUGUUCAGUUUGUGAUUUCACAGGCUAUGUCAGAACUUCAGAAUCCAAUUCAUGAGGAAUUGCGAGGUGUAUUUGCUGGAAAGAGAGGCAUAAUAUGUGAAAGUGUGCUUUCGGAAUUCACGGAGUUGGUCUUGAUGUGUGGAGGGCCUAAUGAAAAGUUGAGAGCUAAUCAGUUAUUGACAUGCUUCAUUGUUGUGAAUGAUAAUCCUUCUGAGCGUCUGAUGGGGCUGCCAACGACCAGAAAGCUGGCACUGAAGAACAAGGUUGUUUUUGGAACUGGUGAUCACUGGCAUGCACCAACUUUGACAGCAAAUAUGGCAUUUGUAAGAGCAGUUUCACAGACUGGGAUGUCUCUCUCUACCAUUGAACAUAGACCACGGGCUUUAACUGGUGAUUAGCCAUAUUUUCCUUUGCAAAUUGUUUUUUUCUGUCAAGAGAACCAUUUCCCUGAAUUGCAGAUAUUUGAUGUACACAUUGAAGGGAUAGGUUUAAGAGCCCAAUAUGUUUUACACCAGUUUCUAUACAAUUUUUUAGUCAUUGGAAUAUUGCAUUCUAAUGUUGGGAUUGCUUCA
Molecule: messenger RNA, 1602 nt
Organism: Mangifera indica (mango)
Lineage: Eukaryota; Viridiplantae; Streptophyta; Magnoliopsida; Sapindales; Anacardiaceae
Exons: 4
Coding region: 109-1428 (439 amino acids)
Source: RefSeq, a predicted model, not a curated record